UCGGGUAACAAGUAAUUAUCCGAUUGAACAUCUAGUCUCGGAGAUUGGGUUUGGGCUUAGUUAAAGACUUGGGCCAGAAGGAAAAAUUGAGCCCAAAACAAUAUUUCUUAAAAAAUGGAAAUUAAAUAAAAUUGAGUUAUUGAUUCCCAGUCGAGAAAGAAAGAAGAAAAACAGUUUCCGACCAAAUUUUUGUUCCGGCGAUCAUGAAGAUCAUGGUAGCCGUCAAACGGGUCGUGGACUACGCCGUCAAAAUCCGGAGCGGUGUGGAGACCUCGAACGUGAAGAUGUCGAUGAAUCCAUUCUGCGAGAUAGCUUUAGAGGAGGCGCUCCGGAUCAAGGAGUCCGGCCGGGCCUCGGAAGUCGUGAGCGUGGGCCCGGCCCAGUGCGCUGACACUCUCCGCACCGGGCUUGCGAAGGGCGCCGACCGGGCCAUCCACGUGGAAUUCCCGGGAACGCUUUACCCCCUUUCUGUUGCUAAGAUCUUCAAGGCGCUCGUCGAUGCUGAAAAGCCCGGCCUUCUCCUUCUCGGAAAACAGGUUGUACUCGAUGAAGGAAAUAAAGUAGCAACCGUGGACAGAGAGGUUGAUGGUGGUCUCGAGACCUUGAGCUUGGAUUUACCUGUAAUCACCACUGACCUGAGGCUGAACCAACCAAGAUAUGCCACUCUUCCAAACAUUAUGAAGGCAAAGUCGAAGGUGAUAAAGAAGCUCACUCUGCAGGAUCUGAACGUCGAGAUCAGAUCCGACUUGGAGGUUGUUCAAGUGAUAGAGCCUCCCAAAAGACAAGCUGGGGUAGUGCUUUCUUCUGUAUAGAUGAACUCAUUGAUAGGUUAAAAAACGAAGCGCGCGUUAUAUGACUCUGUGAAAAUUAUCUGCAAACACUGGAACUUCAAACAUUUGUAGUGGUAAACUGGUAAUGAAUGUUAUGAUAUGUUCUUUAUUCAGCCCUAUGAUCUACCUAGUUGGUAGUUAG
This is a messenger RNA of Salvia splendens (bonfire salvia), 972 nucleotides long. RefSeq names its product electron transfer flavoprotein subunit beta, mitochondrial. Gene Ontology annotation, molecular function: electron transfer activity. The transcript is spliced from 4 exons. Bases 204 to 812 code for a protein of 202 amino acids. Lineage: Eukaryota; Viridiplantae; Streptophyta; Magnoliopsida; Lamiales; Lamiaceae. Gene Ontology annotation, cellular component: mitochondrion. The record is from RefSeq and is a predicted model, not a curated record. Gene Ontology annotation, biological process: amino acid catabolic process; fatty acid beta-oxidation using acyl-CoA dehydrogenase.